Messenger RNA from Thalassophryne amazonica, 2947 nucleotides. RefSeq names its product amyloid beta A4 precursor protein-binding family B member 1-interacting protein-like. The record is from RefSeq and is a predicted model, not a curated record. Gene Ontology annotation, cellular component: cytosol; plasma membrane. Gene Ontology annotation, biological process: signal transduction. The transcript is spliced from 13 exons. The coding region runs from base 61 to 1422 and encodes 453 amino acids. Lineage: Eukaryota; Metazoa; Chordata; Actinopteri; Batrachoidiformes; Batrachoididae.
UAUAGAAUGUCAACCACAGCACAGUGAGUGGCACUGCAGUCUACCGAAGACACACACAAGAUGGAAGAUGUUGACGCCAUGUUCAGUCACCUACUGGGAGAGAUUGACCAACUUACUCAGACUCUGUUACCGUCAGGUGACACGUCAGAACCAGAGCCUGCCUCGCCGACAGACAGGACCUUCUCUGUGGGCUUCAAAGACCUCAACGAGUCUCUGAAUGAGUUGGAGGACCACGACCUGGAUGCUCUUGUUGCUGGAGACAUCUUCUCCACUCAGCCUGCUGACCAUCUCACAGAUCAUCAAACUGCUUCCUCACCCGUAACUGAAGGAUUUCAAGCAGCAGAUGCUCUGCUCCCUCCACUGCCAAAUGGCAGUGAGCGCUGCACUGUGCUGCUGACGAGUGAGCUCCAGACAAAGGCAGACAAAAUCAAAGUGGCUCUGGAGAAGCUGAAAGAGGCCAAAAUCAGGAAGCUGAUCAUAAGAGUGCUGAUGAGUGAUGGCAGCUCUAAGGUCCUGAUGGUGGAUGAGAGACACACUGUCCGAGAGGUUUUGGACAAACUGUUUGAGAAGACGCACUGUGACUGUAGUGUAGACUGGAGCCUGUGUGAGACCAACCCCGAACUACACACUGAAAGGCUAUUUGAGGACCACGAGUACUUACUGGAGACUCUGUCUGCAUGGACUCGCAACAGUAAAAAUCAAAUGUAUUUUCUUUUCAAACCUGAGAAGUACAUGUUGUUCAAACAACCUCAGGUAUUUUACAUGUGGAGAAAGGCGAAAACAUAUUUGAGUACGAUUUCAGAGCAGGCCAAAACCCUUUUACUACAAGAGAAUUUUGAAGGUUCUGCUCUGAUUGUUCCUGAUCUUGAGGGCACUCUGUUCCUCAAAGAAGAAGGGAAGAAAGUUUGGAAACCACGUUAUUUCUUGCUCAGGGCAUCAGGCAUGUACUAUGUGCCAAAAGGCAAGACAAAGACAUCCAGUGAUCUUGCCUGCUUUGUCCAGUUUGAUAAAUUCCACAUUUACACCACCAGCAACUAUAAACAAAGAUACAGAGCUCCCACCGACUACUGCUUCAUCCUGAAGCACCUGUUCAUCCAGAAAGAGUCCAACUACAUUAAGUUCCUGUGCUGUGACAGUGAACACACACUGUCUCUUUGGGUCAACUCCAUCAGAGUAGGAAAGUAUGGGACGGUCCUGUAUAAGAACUACCAGACUGCAGUGAACAGAGCCUCAGUUCUCUGCCUGUCCACUCCUUCUGCCUGGAGAUCAGCAAUACAUUCUGCUGAACACAAAGAUGGAUGCAGUGAUCCAGAUCCAGUUGGGCCUGAAUCCACAGAUGAUGAAGAGUGUGAGCAGCCGCCGGACUUCAUUCCUCCACCUCCUCCUGGACUCAUCAACCUCAGAGAAUCGACUCCUCGUUGAUAAGGAACACAUUGGCUUUAGCUUCUAGUGAAUUCAUAUCUGAAGAAAAGUCCAAUUGGACGCAUGAGCGAGAACACAUUUUUUCACUCGCUGUAUGUUAUUUUCAGACUGUUGUUUUCACUUCCUGUGAAAAAGAAGUUGACUUAAAAAGGAAACAAGCUGCACAGACUUUGCUAUGGCCUUUGGACAUCAGCUGAACCUACUGAUAUGUAUGACAAACUUAAAGUUGCAGUUGACACCAAUGAAGAAUCUCAAGUUAAAAAUCCUUUUCAGGUUGGGACCAACUUGGGUUACAGUGGCUUGUUCAAAGUCACGUUGACUUUUAGGAAUUUGAAAGCUUCGAUACACUAACCUCUUGGUCACCUGAUAAUGAAGUUUCUUUAAAAUAAUAUUUAAUCUCCUCCAGGAAGACGCCCAUCAGGUUAUUCUAAUAGUUCCUGUGUGUGAACAAAAUAACAUCUGGACGGGUUUCCGCCAAACCUGGUGGCAAUAUUAUUUGGGUUAGUGUCUCCAGAUGAUUAACAUUUUGAACAGACUGGUCAAAAGUCAAGGCCAAGCGAAACAUAACCCACAAAACACAUUUACCGUAACAUCUCUGCUCCCAAUGUGGGUAGAGGUUUGAUCAAAACUCAUAUUGAUCACUAAAAUAUUUGUGAUUGAUUGAUAUUUAAGCAACUUCAUGAAAAAGUCACAAAGAAGUCAUAAUAAAUAAAUAAAAAUAAAAAAACACCUUGCAGAACCGUUUAGUGCUUCGACGCUUACUGCAUGUACUGCUAACAAGUACUAAAAACUCAUAUCUCAGUGUGCAGGCACACUCUAAAGAAUUAACCGCUGUCUCAAUGAGAAAAGUGAUGUAACAAUUUGCAUAUUUGUUUGUUAUUUCAACUUAACUAAAGUUAUUUCAAGUUAACUAGAGACGUCUUGUGGUAUUAACUCAGUUGAAAGUUGAAACAGCUUGAAAGAAAUCUAUGCAAAUUGCUACAUCAAUUUUUCUCAUUGAGACAGCAGUUCCUUGUUUUUUAGAGUGCAGGAUACACAUCAGCCAUCUGAUGCUUUUUUCUUGUUGAAGUUUAUCAACUGAUGACGUUGUUUAUAUAUUUCUAUUUGUAUGAUGGGAUAAGCUCCACCCACACAAUAAGGUUUAUAGGAUAAGCAACAAGAAAUGGAUGGAUGACUCCCUCGGUUUGUAGGUAACUGUGGGUUAAGUGGAGCUGGUUGGACGUAAGGCACAAGGAUGGUGGACUGAUUGCUCCAUGUUAAACUGUCCUUGAACAAAACCCCAUUUUGUCCCUAUUUCUAAUCCUAAAUCUGACAGUUUGAAGAAUUGUUUGAAUAAGUUUUGAUCUGAUGGAAUCAUCCAAGGACAACAUGGUUGGAUUUUUAAGGGAGAAUAAAAAAAAUAUAUGUGUGGAAAAUAUACAGUAUCAGUCAAAUGUUUGGACACAUUUUCCCAGGGACACAUGUCCAAAGUACAGUAUGACUGUCAAAACCAUUUUAGUUCAUCUUGACAGGCCUAGCAAGUGCA